CUGAAGUCUACGUGCACGGAUUGGCCGCAGCUGUACUGAAGUUGGUGUCAUGUUGGUGUGUUUACCUGCAGAAACUCAGUGAAUGUCCCUUUUCUCUCUCCGUGGCACAACACCAGAGAACACACUGCACACACCAGUGGUCAAAGAGCAUUCACUAUAACGCAAAUUUUUGCUGUUGCAGAAACAUGGCCUCAAGAAGACUGGUGGCUUGUCUUCUCAAUGUUUCCGAGGCUCUCCGGAAAGACCUGGUGGAGACUGUGGCCAAAGCCGCAUUAUACGACACAGAAGGGGUUAGACGAGAGGGGACCGCAGUGCUGAACAUCUUUAACGACAGAGACUACAACCGUUCUGUGAUCACCAUUGUGGCCAGUAUCGACUCCAUCAGGGAGGCGGUUCUGUCUGCCUGUGAGAAAGCCUGUGGGCUGAUCGACAUGCGCGCUCACAUCGGGGUCCACCCGUGCAUGGGCGCCGUCGACCUAAUACCCAUCUACCCCCUGGGGGAGGAGGUGGGAGCGGAGGAUUGUGCUAAAGAGGCUCAGGCUGUGGCUCGGGGACUCACAGAGCGGGUCCAGGGCACCAGUGCCUUCCUGUUUGGCUGGGCAGACUCCCCCCUUCAGCGGGGGCUGGCGCAGAGGAGGAAGGAGAUGGGCUGGUUCAAGAAGACGCCAGACUUGCAGGCGAUCAGGCCCGACGUGGGGCCCCAGCCACAGAAACAGUUCGGCCUCACAGGUGUUGGGGCCAGUCCAUACGUCAUGAACUGCAACGUCACUAUCGACACCCAGGACAUCGCCUUGGGACGCAACAUCGCCAUAGCCAUCAGGGAGUCGACCCCGGGGGGCCUGCCUGGGGUGCAGGUGCUGGCUUUGCCACACGAGGGCGCUGUGGAAAUCGCCUGUAAUGUGGAAAGCGUGAAGGGGAGCCCACCUAGUCACACUGGUGCAGAUGAACCAUGGCCGGCCUUCAGCAUCGGCGGCCAGCCGUACUGUCAUGCUCCAGCUUCCCUCAUCACGGCGAGGGUCGCAGAGCUGGCAGGGAGGCAGGGGGUCGGCACGAAGGGCACCGCGCUGGUGGGGUUCACCCCCCGUGAGUGCAGGGGCCUGGCGGAGUUAGCACUGUCUCAAGGGAUUGCUGAGUUCUGGAAGGAGCAGCGUAGGAUCCAUAUGUGAGAACGAAUUCUCGCCGAAACCAGUAAAACCUCAAGCAAAAGUUCAUCAUUAUGUCACUUUAAUUACCCUGAGAAUUGUCUGUUUAUUAAACCCUGCCCCCCUCUGUUACCACUUUCAGGUCCUUUAACUAAAGCAGAUACAAUAAACUUUCUGUUUGUGAUGAUUCUGGCGACCCCUGUGGACAAAAGCGGUAGUGUUUCUACUGCCAUGUUUCAUUGAUUUCGAGGGGAAUCUGACCCUGUGACAGGCAUUAAGAAUAACUAUAUAGAAAUAGUAAAUGUUCUCACUCAUGGUUUCUUUAUGUAGGUCAUAUAGAGGCAUCAGUAUGAAAUUGAGACUGUUUCAUAACCACUUAACUCCUUGUGGUACGUUUAAGUAAAAGUAUUAAUGCCAUACUCCACUACAAGUAAAAGUCCUGCAUCAAGUAUUAACGACAAAACUGACUUAAAUGAUCAAAACGGUCCCUGUUAGUGUUUUAUAAUUAUGUUUUUGGAUUAAUAAUACGGCUGCAUUAAUGUGUAUGUUAAAGGUUGUGCAAAUAGGUUGCCAAAUGUUGCAUGCUCAACGGGGGAAAGAAACAGGUAGAAGACUUGGACAGUAUUCUGGUAUUCCAAGGUAGAACCAGCUGCCCUACUACAAUACAGUAUAAACAAAAAUGUACUAAAACAUGCCGCUGUUUGGAUAUUUUAAUGCUGAAAAUCACACAGGUUACAUUCAUGCCUUAUUGUUGCAUAUUCAGACAGUAUUUUAGUUUAGAUGUAGGGAUAAAGAAGACAAAUCAGUGAGUCUGGCAAACGUAAUACUGCAGGACAUAUAAUAGCAUCUUGGCUCCCACACGGCGGAGGUUCUGGUCCUCAACAAGGACUAACCGCAUUCCCACACAAUAAGAAGCCAAUAAUGAAGUAAUGCUAGGUUACGCCUGAAGCUAGUUAGCAGGGGAUGCUAACGUUUGCAGCUUACGGUAGAGCAGGCGAACUCACCGUUGAGACCAAUCCUUACAAAUGUUGCUUUUAGUACUUUUGGCUUUGGAAAUGCAAAUAAAACAUAAAUUAAUAAAUAAAAUACACACACACUGGUUCAGCAUGUGGAGAAAUCCAAAGUGUGCUAGCAAACAGUCAGUUUACAUGGUGAGAGCUCUGGGAACGCAGUUAAACAUUCAAUUUUAACUGGAACCAUUAACGUGUGUACACAUUGCUCAAACUAAUUUACCCAUACAUUAAAAAAUAAAACAUUUUUUAAGGAAAGUUGUGUGUGAUAACCUUUUACUACGUUAAAUAAAUCAUUUAUCAAUUCAA
Messenger RNA from Morone saxatilis (striped sea-bass), 2461 nucleotides. RefSeq names its product formiminotransferase cyclodeaminase N-terminal like 1 (gene ftcdnl1). Lineage: Eukaryota; Metazoa; Chordata; Actinopteri; Moronidae. Bases 186 to 1166 code for a protein of 326 amino acids. The record is from RefSeq and is a predicted model, not a curated record. Gene Ontology annotation, molecular function: folic acid binding; transferase activity. The transcript is spliced from 6 exons.